AUGAUUUCGCCAGGCAGAGCAACAGCCAAAAUGUCCACCAGCCGAAAGCACCGGGAUUUUGUGGGGGAGCCUAUGGGCGAGAAGCCUGUCAGCUCUCUGGCCGGGAUUGGAGAUGUGCUUGGCAAGAAGCUGGAAGCCAAAGGCUUUCAUAAGGCUAGUGAUGUGUUCGGGCAGUUCCUGGUGCUGAAGAAGGACGAAGACCUCUUCCGUGCGUGGCUGAAAGACACAUGUGGUGCCAGCGCCAAGCAAUCCAGAGACUGUUCCGGCUGCCUGAGGGAAUGGUGCGAUGCCUUCAUGUGA
Messenger RNA from Euleptes europaea (tarantolino), 300 nucleotides. Its product is annotated as barrier-to-autointegration factor-like. The coding region runs from base 1 to 300 and encodes 99 amino acids. The transcript has 3 exons. NCBI's taxonomy places the organism in Eukaryota, Metazoa, Chordata, Lepidosauria, Squamata, Sphaerodactylidae. Gene Ontology annotation, molecular function: DNA binding. The record is from RefSeq and is a predicted model, not a curated record.